AUUUUCCUGUGUGUUUUUGUUACUGUUUUCAAGCCUUUUCAAUGUGCACGUGAGAUCGGCAAUCCAGACGACAAUGCCAGAGAUGGCAUGGAAGAGAAACUGGAAUAUAUGGAGAUGGAGCUUACAGAAGUGAAAAAAGUCGUCCUUCGGCUUGAUGAAGAAAAUGCAGAGCUGAAGGCCAGGCUCGGAGAUCUAGAAAAUGCUUUCCAAAAUGGAGAAGGAAAACUUCAGACCUCUGGGCAAGACAGGACCAUGGUUGGCAAUGCGUUGAAAAGUUCUGACAUCGUGCAUGGAGUUCCGAAUGACUCAAAAAAAGACAUGAUUAUUACAGAAAAUCAACAGUAUCAACUGAAGGGAAGCGAUUGGAACAGAAAAAGAAUAGUACAUCCCACGACAGCUCCAGUGGGUAUUAUCGCAUUUCAUGCUUACCUUUCACACAACAUACCGGGUCCCCUUGCUGAGCAUCACAUAAUCCAGUUUGAUUUUGUGCAGCUGAACAAAGGUAACGGGUAUCGAGCGUAUGACGGCCUUUUUGUGGUACCUGCAUCGGGAACGUACGUUUUUACCUGGGGAUUCAUGUCAAACACUAGCGACUGCGUGUACACUCAGCUCAUGAAGAAUUCCGAUGUCCUAGGCACUAGGUACGCAGACUCCUGAAGUUCGUCAGUUUGGGAUUUUGCCACAGGUGUUGUUGUGACAGACACAAAUCAAGGGGACCACGUCUAUGUCCGCACAGGACAACACACGCACAAGGACUUUGCAAGCAUUGUAGGGAGCA
Messenger RNA from Saccostrea cuccullata (small rock oyster), 778 nucleotides. RefSeq lists its product as uncharacterized. The transcript is spliced from 2 exons. Gene Ontology annotation, molecular function: protein binding. Lineage: Eukaryota; Metazoa; Mollusca; Bivalvia; Ostreida; Ostreidae. The record is from RefSeq and is a predicted model, not a curated record. The coding region runs from base 88 to 657 and encodes 189 amino acids.